Molecule: messenger RNA, 1803 nt
Organism: Lathyrus oleraceus (garden pea)
Lineage: Eukaryota; Viridiplantae; Streptophyta; Magnoliopsida; Fabales; Fabaceae
Product: peptide chain release factor PrfB2, chloroplastic
Exons: 7
Coding region: 93-1493 (466 amino acids)
Biological process (GO): translational termination
Cellular component (GO): cytoplasm
Molecular function (GO): translation release factor activity, codon specific
Source: RefSeq, a predicted model, not a curated record
AGCAUAUGCUGCUUCUUCGUUUUCACUUUCCUCUUUCCAUUAAAAACCUGAGAGAAACAAGAACUUGAAGUUAUUCUUUUUUCCUUCCUAGUAUGUCGUAUUUCCUACGAAGAUCCUUUUCCUCGUUUCUCUAUAAACUUGUCGGAACUGCUUCACCAACGUUGUUUUGUUGUCGCCACUUAUCACAUUCCCAUCCCCACAACACCACUUCUCUGUUCUCUUCCACGUCGCUUUCAAGAAACAGUUACACCAACGGGUUAUAUCCGACACGGGCCCGCUUUUGGGCCUCUCAGCCCGCCGCCGCCGAACACUCAACCUCCGAUGGGCUCACCGUCGAAGGAAUUCUAGCCAAUAACUGGACUAUUCUUGAUGAAAACGACGGUGAUUGGAAGAGUCAUGCAGCAGCUAUAGCUCAAUCUAUUCAUUUGAUUAAACGCCGAUUACAGUGGAAGAAACUGAAGGUUAGGUUGGGUUUGUUAUCAGUUCAGCUGAAUAAGGAAGAUCUUUGGGAUGAUCCUGUUCGUGCUGGUAAAAUUAACAGGGAACAUGGUUCGUUGCUUGGGAAAAUGAAAGAGGUGAAUGGAUUGGAGAGAGAGUUACUUGAGCAUAUUGAAAUGAUAAAGCUCGCUCGGGAAGAGAAUGAUGAGGAGUUGGAAUUGGAAUCAAUGAAAGCAUUGCUUAACAUGAGAAGAAAUGCAAAAGAGAAAGAAAUCGAGGCAUUGUUGUCUGAGGAGCACGAUUCUUGUUCUUGCUACAUUGAGGUUCAGGCUGGGGCUGGGGGUACUGAGAGCAUGGACUGGGCUUCAAUGAUCAUGCAAAUGUAUAAAUCAUGGGCCCAACAACGUGGAUAUAAAGUUACUGUAAUGGAAGAAAUGCCUGGCGAAGUUGCAGGAAUCAAGCGAGCCACGAUUAAAGUAGAUGGCGAGUUUGCAUUUGGAUAUGCGAAAUCAGAAAUAGGAGUCCACAGGCUGGUGCGCAUAUCACCGUUUGACAGUAAUAAGCGCCGACAUACUUCAUUUGCUGCUGUAGCAGUUAUUCCAAACCUUGGUGAUCAAUCUUCCAGUGUACAGAUUAACGAAUCUGAUCUUCGAAUUGAACGGUUUCGCGCUAGUGGUGCUGGUGGUCAACAUGUUAAUACUACUGAGAGUGCUGUAAAAAUAACUCAUAUUCCUACAGGAGUUACUGCAACUUGUCAGAACGAAAGAUCGCAACAUCAGAAUAAGGCUUCGGCAAUGGCGGUGCUUCAGUCAAGACUAAACCAGCUGGAGAUGGCACGCCAGGCGCAGUUGAAUUCCCAGCAUACACAAUCGCUCACCGACAUAACCUGGGGUAGUCAGAUACGUAGUUAUGUGCUUCAUCCUUACCGUAUGGUGAAAGAUCUCAGAACUAACUACGAGGUUUCAGAUGCUGACUCUGUCCUUGAGGGAGAUCUAGACGGUUUCAUCAUGAGUUAUCUAUCAGCUUCUUUGGAUAAAAAUGAAGAUGAUGCUUAAAUGUAUUAAAUUACCAGAUUUUUGUUUGGCAUUUUGAACAGUUUCUCGCAGGUGAAGCUGAUCACUGUCACACAGUUGCUGACAUUCCCAUCGAGGUAUACCGGCGUAAAUGGAUACAUAUUGUUCGGCUUCCUAUCGGUAUUCUUGUCAUCAUAAAUAAAUGAAUAUGGAAGCACAAAGCUUGAUUAUUAAGGGCUUGCACUGUUCAAAUAACAUCUCAAAUGACCUAUGCUAGGCUGAUUCUUGUGCUUUAUGUCUCAUUUGUAAUUUGUAUACAUAUAUUAAUAACUAUAGAUGGUAUUCGACAUUC